This is a messenger RNA of Drosophila busckii, 823 nucleotides long. It is a transcript of the gene Dpm1, whose product is annotated as probable dolichol-phosphate mannosyltransferase. Bases 61 to 786 code for a protein of 241 amino acids. The transcript has 3 exons. The record is from RefSeq and is a predicted model, not a curated record. Gene Ontology annotation, molecular function: dolichyl-phosphate beta-D-mannosyltransferase activity. Gene Ontology annotation, biological process: GPI anchor biosynthetic process; protein O-linked glycosylation via mannose. NCBI's taxonomy places the organism in Eukaryota, Metazoa, Arthropoda, Insecta, Diptera, Drosophilidae. Gene Ontology annotation, cellular component: endoplasmic reticulum membrane.
CUCAUCUUUAAUACUUACUGUUUACGUUUCAUUGCUAGAACUUUUUAUGUGCAAUACAAAAUGACAACAAAUAGUCACAAAUACAGCAUACUGCUACCCACCUACAACGAAAAGGAUAAUUUGCCUAUAAUAAUAUGGCUAAUAGUAAAAUACAUGAAGGCUAGUGGCUACGAUUACGAAGUGAUUAUAAUAGACGAUGGCAGUCCGGAUGGUACACUCGAUGUAGCUAAGGAUUUGCAGCAGAUCUAUGGCGAGGACAAAAUAUUAUUGCGUCCGCGUGCUGCCAAGCUCGGCCUGGGCACUGCUUAUAUGCAUGGCAUAAAGCAUGCAACCGGUGACUUUAUAUUACUCCUAGAUGCAGAUUUAAGUCAUCAUCCGAAGUUUAUACCAGAGUUUAUAAAGCUGCAGCAAUCGGGCGAUUAUGAUAUUAUAUCAGGUUCACGAUAUGUGGGUAACGGAGGCGUCUUUGGCUGGGACUUUAAGCGCAAGCUUAUCUCACGCGGUGCUAACUACCUAUCCCAAGUACUAUUGCGUCCCAAUGCUAGCGAUCUGACGGGCUCAUUCCGACUAUACAAGAAACCAGUUCUGGAGAAGUGCAUUGCCAGCUGCGUCUCCAAGGGCUAUGUCUUCCAAAUGGAAAUGUUAGUGCGUGCGCGUCAGCAUGGCUUUACUAUAGCUGAAGUGCCCAUUACAUUCGUGGAUCGCAUUUACGGUACUUCCAAGCUGGGAGGCACCGAGAUUGUGCAAUUUGCCAAAAACUUGCUCUAUUUGUUUGCCACCACCUAAAGACAACAAUAAACAACAACAAGCGCGUGAAUAAUGA